CGUGGAUGAUCGAGCAUGACUAAUAUGAGUUAAUGACGGUUUGAUGAUCCGGCUGCGCAAGCAUAUCACAGGGCUAACGGGAGCUUUUCUCUCCCAUCCCGCCUCCCCUAUACUCUGGCAACAAUUCUCCUUCGCCCCCAAUCUAAGCCCGAAGGCAUUUCUUCUGCUGCUUUCUCUAUCCAUCCAUCCAUCCAUCCAUCCAUUCCUGCAUGCAUUCAUCGCUCGCAGGUACGAAAACGGCCUUUCACACAUCUUUGCAGCUCGGACCACCAGCAAAGGCGCAAAGCACACCCAAGUCCAGUUCAUUUCAACCUUCCAGACGUACGGACUCGGAGAAGUGCGGACUCGGGACGGUGGCUGACUCGUCGGUCCAUUUCGAGUACGUUGUCGCGGCU
Tilletiaria anomala UBC 951 is the source of this 395-nucleotide messenger RNA. RefSeq lists its product as uncharacterized. Bases 44 to 361 code for a protein of 105 amino acids. The record is from RefSeq and is a predicted model, not a curated record. The transcript is spliced from 2 exons. NCBI's taxonomy places the organism in Eukaryota, Fungi, Basidiomycota, Exobasidiomycetes, Georgefischeriales, Tilletiariaceae.